Molecule: messenger RNA, 1925 nt
Organism: Mandrillus leucophaeus (drill)
Lineage: Eukaryota; Metazoa; Chordata; Mammalia; Primates; Cercopithecidae
Product: chromosome unknown open reading frame, human C20orf96
Exons: 11
Coding region: 516-1607 (363 amino acids)
Source: RefSeq, a predicted model, not a curated record
GAGAAAAUGUGAGAGGAUAGGAUUCGGUGCACAAAUGUAGGAAUUGGUCUUAGUAGGCAGUUUAUACGUAGUUACAGGAAGGAGGCAAGUAGGCGAGUAAACGGUGCUGUGAACUAGUGGGUUUACUGAUUCCCAAAAUUUCCUUAGUAAAAUUGGAAGCAAACUCAUUAGUCAAAAGUGAAGAUAGCGAAGGAAGUGGUGGAAGUUUGAUGAGAGUGGAGAAAUAUGAUAUAAUAUUUUAGGAUUAUGGGCAGAGCAAACUGAAGGGAAUUUGAAAAUUGAAAAGAGGGCCGAACUAGAUUUUGCCUUGAGAGGUUAGUCCCUCUAGGCGCUCGGUAGCCGGCGUCGCGUUUCCUUGGAGACCGAGACGCUGGCGAAAGCAUCGGGUCUCCGGACCUUUGAGUGGCCCGGGUUACUGCGCGAUCUACACUGAGACAAGGAAGUUGGAAAAGCCGAGUAGUUAUUCUAGAAGAUCAGUGUCUCACAGACUCGCAGCUUCUCUUCCAUUUUCCCCAAUGGCGCAUGUCUUACAAAAACCCAACCACUCUGGGACUCACUCCACAGUCUACGAGUUCCAGGUUUCGGAUUAUGUUCCAUGGCAGCAGUCCAAGCAGGAAACCAAGCCAUCUACUCUGCCUCCAGUCCAACAAGCCAACAGCCUUCAUAUAAGCAAAAUGAAGACUUUGACUAGGGUCCAACCAGUGUUCCACUGCAAGCCCACUAGAGUGGUGACAAGCUACCAGCCGAAGAAUCCACGAGAACUACAUAGAAGGCAGAAGUUGGACCCUGGGAAGAUGCAGGCCAAAAUCCAGUUAAUGAAGAUGAUGCUCAGGAACGGGAGGACCGCUCUGCGAGAGCUCCAAAGCCAUGAGAACUUCCUCACCAAGCUCAACGAGGAGCUGAUCGAGACUAUCCAGGACAUGGAGAACAGCACGACCCUGAACGUGCGGGCCCUGCUGCAGCAGCAGGACAUCCUAGCGACCAUCAUCGACAUCUUGGAGUAUUCAAACAAGAAGAGGCUGCAGCAAUUGAAGUCUGAGCUUCAGGAGUGGGAAGAAAAGCAGAAAUGCAAGAUGAGCUCUCUAGAGCAGCAGGCGGAGCAGCUGAAUGCUAAGAUUGAGAAGACCCAGGAGGAAGUGAACUUCCUGAGCACUUACAUGGACCAUGAGUAUUCCAUCAAGUCUGUCCAGAUCUCCACCCUUGUGCGCCAGCUGCAGCAGGAUAAGGACAGUCAGCAGGAUGAGCUGGAUGACCUCAGUGAGAUGCGCAGAAAGGUCCUGGAAUCCUUGUCUGACAAGAUUCAGAAGAAGAAGAAAAAAAUUCUGAGUUCUGUGGUGGCAAAAACCCAGCGUCCCUAUGAGGAGGCUCUCCUACAGAAGAUAUGGGAAAGCCAGGACUUCCUGAAAUGCAUGCAAAGGUUCAGAGAAUUUAUUGACCAGUUUGAGGAGAACAUGCCCGUAUUAAGGGCCGAGGUGGAAGAGCUCCAAGCCCAGACCCGGGAACCCCGAGAGGUCGUGUUUGAGGAUGUUCUGCUUCGGAGACCCAAGUGCACCCCAGACAUGGAUGUCGUCCUCAACAUUCCUGUGGAAGAGCCGCUACCCUUCUAGAUGGCAGUGCCAUGGGCUGCCCUCCCCUCCUGCUCUCUCCCCAGCACCUGGAGCCUUGGAUCAUUUACUUCCAGGACCGAGUCUCCAUUCAGACCCUGAUCUACAGUCUCCCUGCUCCCUGUGCCCUUCCUCCCUCUUUCUUCCCCUCCCUCCCUCCCUUUCUCCCUCCCUCUCUCCUUCCUUCCUCCUCUCCCUCCCUCCCUCCUUUCUCUCCUUCCUCUCUUCUUCCCUUCUUUCUGGUUGGUGCUGUUGGGCCAGGUGGGAAUUUCCAGUUAAAUCUGCUGUUCCUUUUUUACCGAUAAAGCUGGAUUGACAUUU